Cannabis sativa is the source of this 1104-nucleotide messenger RNA. RefSeq lists its product as uncharacterized. The transcript has a single exon. The record is from RefSeq and is a predicted model, not a curated record. Bases 1 to 1104 code for a protein of 367 amino acids. NCBI's taxonomy places the organism in Eukaryota, Viridiplantae, Streptophyta, Magnoliopsida, Rosales, Cannabaceae. Gene Ontology annotation, molecular function: zinc ion binding.
AUGCUAGUUGCUGUAGCGUACGAUGCAAAUAACCAACUGUUUCCGAUUGCCUUUGCAAUUGUUGACAGCGAGAAUCAUGACUCUUGGAAGUAUUUCUUGCAGAAGUUAAAGGAAGCAAUUGGGGAGGUUGAAAACUUAGUGUUUGUAUCGGAUAGGCAUCAAAGCAUUGAACAUGCUGUCGAGGUUAUUUUCCCCGAAGCAUGCCACUGUGCAUGCUACAAACAUAUUUCUAUGAAUGUCACCCACAAAUUCAAGACUGAUGUAUGUAACACGCAAAUAUGGUUGGCCGCUUACGCAUGGUCGAAGAGGGAAUGUGAUAGACAUUUGCAGGUGCUCCGACAGAUGGAUCCUCCCAUCGCUGCUUAUGUUGACAAUAUAGGAUUAGAAAAAUGGGCUCGUCCUUAUUGUCUAGGAGACAGGUACAACAUCAUGACAAACAACGCUGCAGAAAGCCUUAACAACUUGACUGAAGAAUUCCGGGCAUAUCCAAUAACUACUCUAGUUGAGUUCAUAAGGUUCACACUACAAAAUUGGUUUGCUAACCGUCUCGAUAAGGCAAGUAAGUGUGUUACCCCUUUGGCAACUCAUUUUGAGGAAGAUUUGAUAAAGCAACACGAGGAUGGUAGACGUAGAAGUGUCCUACGUAACGCUGCACAAUUGUUUAAUGUUGGAAGAGGUGCUGACGGUUUUGACUUUGAAAAAGGCAGAGAUGUGAACUUAGUUGAGAGAACAUGCACUUGCGGCAUGUUCCAAUUGUUGAAAAUUCCUUGUCCCCAUGCAUGUGCCGCAGCGCUUACUCAGAAUGUCAGUGUCUACGCUCUGUCAUCCCCCUAUUACACAAAGGAGACGUGGAAGAAUACUUACGAUGCAACAAUUAAUGUUGUGGGCGAGGAGGAUGAAUGGGUGCUUCCAGAACACAUGCAGAACAUGAGAAUCGGUGUACCAGUGGAGAAGAAACCUGUAGGUCGUCCAAGAAAGAGCAAUGCAGGAAGACUACGGACUAACCGAUUUCCAUCGAACGGUCAAAAAGUCAAGGAACCACGCAAAUGUUCAAACUGUGGCGCAUUGGGACACAACAAAGCUACUUGCAAGGCCAGGGUUUGA